Molecule: messenger RNA, 654 nt
Organism: Belonocnema kinseyi
Lineage: Eukaryota; Metazoa; Arthropoda; Insecta; Hymenoptera; Cynipidae
Product: regucalcin-like
Exons: 4
Coding region: 1-654 (217 amino acids)
Biological process (GO): L-ascorbic acid biosynthetic process
Molecular function (GO): gluconolactonase activity; calcium ion binding
Source: RefSeq, a predicted model, not a curated record
AUGGUGGCGACCUCUAGGUACAGAAGGCCCGAAUUGGACUACAGUUCCAACAGGACGACGAAUAUUAAUAAACAACAAUUAGGAAGUGUGAAUUCUGUGAAUUCUCUUAUGUUUUGUAAACCACAAAUUACGAAAGUUGUUUCAAGCAUUGGACUUGUGAUUGACACAGCUGCGACUAUUCCUCCCAAAGUAUAUUUCAUCGAUUCUAAGGAAAAUUAUAACAUCUUAGCCUACAGUUUUCAUAGAGGAUCAGGAAAAUUUAUUGAUAAGUCUAAGAUCGUUUUUAACUGGAAAAAACAAAAAAUGGUGGGAUAUCCACGUCGUCUGACAGUUGAUAAGGAUGGUAACCUCUGGGUGCCUCUUUAUGAUGGUCACGGAGUCAUUCAAGUUAAUCCAAAGAAUAAAGAAAUAAUAAAAUUUAUUCCCAUACCAGCACACAGAGUCGGCGCAUGCACUUUUGGGGGUGCUAAUUUUGAUAUUUUAUUUGUGUCAACAAUAGGAUAUGGUCACGGAAAUGAUCGUAAACAACGUCCACCAAAAGAUGAAGGUGGUUCAAUUUUCGCUCUCAUGGGCCUUGGCGUGCAGGGGUGGCCGCCACAACCAUUUAAAUUAGGUAUAUUUCCUGCCCCUAAAAAUGACAUUGUAAAAAUAUAA